UUGCAGGAAGACUGAAGUUACUGCGCCAUUGUUUCUCCUCCUGUAACGCUAUUUGGCAGAGAAAGGGGAGGGGAACGUUCGGCUGUAGAAUCGGUGGUGCCAUCAAACGGAGUCUACGACAGUGGAACUGGGGAGAAAGCGGGAGACGAAAUGUUUUCAUAUCUUCCUAUAAUUUCACAAUAAAACGGAUUUACCCCGAGUCCUGAUGUGGUUGUGAAUGGAGACACGGACCUGCCCUGAAGUCUGUCAACAUUGAGCCAUGGACAAACUGGAUUGCAUACCAUAGAUAAUCUUCCCCCACCUCAGUUAUCUAUUUUCCGUGGGUACCGUAGACAGGUCCCGUCCCCCCACUAUUUCCCUGUUUCCAUUGUCUCAGUUGGUUGCAAUUUAUAGAUUUUUCACUUUCUCACUACUCCUGAUCCUCUGAUUGGACUCACUGGAUUCGAUUUUAGAUGUAUGCCCUCACCAUCCUCCAUCUCUCUGCUGGGCUGUAAAAUAAAUCCUUAAUGUUUUCAUUAGGUUCGUAUUUUUACACUCCAGACCUGGUACCGUAGAUAUUUUCACCCUAGUCCGGCAGCUAAGCUGCUCCCCUACAUCCUGAUGAAUGAAGACCCCGUUCGGGAAGAGUGCAACAGGACAGAGAUCCAGAGCUGAUGCAGGGCACGCAGGUGUUUCUGCAAAUAUGAAGAAAAAGAACUCCCACAAAAAACACAAGAACAGUCUGGGCCCCACCAAAGCAGUGUCUGCAGAGCCUCGGAGGAACAUCGUAGGUUGUCGUAUCCAGCACAUCUGGAAAGAGGGGAGCUCGACGUCUCAGUCGCAGUGGAAAGGCACAGUGCUCGACCAGGUGCCCGUCAACCCCUCGCUCUACCUCAUCAAGUAUGACGGCUUCGACUGCGUCUAUGGCUUGGAGCUACAUAAAGAUGAGCGGGUACAAGGCCUCGAGGUGCUCCCUGACCGUCAAGCCUCAGCACGCAUCAGCGACCUCAACCUGGCCGACACCAUGAUUGGGAAGGCUGUGGAGCACAUGUUUGAGACUGAGGAUGGAACUAAAGACGAAUGGAGGGGAAUGGUUCUGGCCCGAGCUCCCAUCAUGAACACCUGGUUCUUCAUCACAUACGAGAAGGACCCCGUCCUCUACAUGUAUCAGCUCCUGGAUGACUACAAGGAGGGAGACCUGAGGAUCAUGCCUGAUUCAAAUGAUUCUCCACCUGCGGAGCGAGAGCCAGGGGAGGUGGUGGACAGUCUUGUAGGGAAACAGGUGGAGUAUGCAAAAGAGGAUGGUUCCAAACGAACUGGCAUGGUCAUCCACCAAGUGGAGGCCAAACCCUCUGUCUACUUUAUCAAGUUCGACGACGACUUCCAUAUCUACGUCUACGACUUAGUCAAGACCUCCUAAGGGCCGCAUUUGAGCCCUUCACCUUUUUUGCGCUACCAAGCCGAGGCAAGGUUCUGUGGGCCGGCCUGGUUGCACAUUAGUCCAAUGUAGCCGAAAACAGUUAUUCAAAUGAAAUUUAUCAGAGCAAGCAAAGUUGGUUUGGGUUGGGCAGUGAUGUAAACAUUGUGCUGGGUUGUUGUGUCCAGUGGAGAGCAGGUCUGUCAGGGGACUUUACCAUGGAUGUGGAAGUCAUCACCAUCACUAUAAGGAAUCUUAUCGAACAACAUUGCCAAAAUGUCUUUUGAACGUUUCAUGAAACAAUACCUUCUUUGAGAUGUGUCGGACGGACAGCUGAAUUGGAUUACUUAAUUAAAGCGUUUGGAUUGCUCUGGUGAGAGGAAGGCGGCACUGUGCAACUGUUCACUUAAUUAUUGGUCACUGAACUUGUGGCUGUGAACAAUAGCUGUUCUGUUUACUGGCAUGUCCUAUAAAAAGAGUGAUCUUAAAGGGACUGUCGAGAGCUUUUGUAUAAUUUCAGCCACUAGUUUUGAAAGUUGUGAUAUCCAGGAAAUAUGGGUGCCUGUCUUUUGUGUAAUAUGUCAUCCAUUUUGUAUUUGUUACAUCUUACUACAACAAUGAAAUAUAUGUAUAUGUUACACAUAUGUUACCAGUUUGUUGUGCUGAAGAUCUGAGAGUGCAUCUUUAAGCCUACCUUGUCUCAAUCCCUUUUGUAAGGGGACAGCGGGGAAUAUACACACGUACACACACACACACACACACACACACACACAGUGGAGAGAACUGAAAGCAUGUAUUCUAUAAUUUGUAUCAUAGGUACUCUUCAACUGUGAGUGAUGGAAUCUAAAACAAAAAUCCAGAAAAUCGCAUGUAUGUA
Esox lucius (northern pike) is the source of this 2273-nucleotide messenger RNA. It is a transcript of the gene spina, whose product is annotated as spindlin-Z. Bases 605 to 1399 code for a protein of 264 amino acids. Gene Ontology annotation, biological process: gamete generation. The record is from RefSeq and is a predicted model, not a curated record. The transcript is spliced from 6 exons. NCBI's taxonomy places the organism in Eukaryota, Metazoa, Chordata, Actinopteri, Esociformes, Esocidae.